UAAUUAACGGCAGCACGUGAAACUUUGUGGAGAACCGCGAGAAAGAAGAGUGCAUACGUUAAACGUUAUGAAUAAUGUGGCAAAAAAGAGCGUCAAAAUUUUCACGUAAAACCCACUUAUCUUACUUUUUACACGAAUGAAAAAGUAAAAAUAAGUUACCAUGGUAAUUAUCACUACUUUUUAACGUUUGCGUGAAGGGUCUAACUUAUAAUUAGCCGCAAUUAAAUCAAUAAUUUAAUAUCUAUUCAGACUAACCAUUUAAUUGAAAGAUCUCUAUUCACUUUACCACUUUAAAAAGUAGAAACAAAACUAUAUAUAUAUAGAUUGUAUGCUAUCAUUAUUUUAAACGUUGAUGAAAAAAAAGACUAUCUAUGAUUUCAAACAAAAUAAAGAAUGAUUGGUACCAACAGAAGAUGGAUAUUAAUUUGCUCACUCUUCACAUAACUAUCCUUCUACUUUUAUCUACCUUCACAUGUGCAGCUCGUCUUACUAAAGAAGGUAAAGCACGACCUCAGCAAGCUCUUGUUCUAUGUGGCGACUCAUUCGUCAAAGCAUGGAUACGAGUAUGCAAGCUAAAACAUCAAAGCCAACGAGGAAGGAAGAAAAGGAAUAUAUAUAAUAUCCAAGAACUAGUCAAACCACGUGCAAUUGAUCUAAUUGGUUCAGAUACAGCCAAUCAAUUUCUUAAUACAUUGCACAGAAAACGAAGACAAAUUACUGGUGAAACAGACAACCCAUCUGAGGAGUGUUGCCAUGAAACUUGCACUUUUAAAGAAAUAUUGGAAUACAAGUGUUAGCCAAAAACUAUGAUAGAGGCGUUGACCAUACUCGAGCGAGAGCCCGUUUUACUGAAGCCGUCCAAAUGAUGGACAUCUAUUAGCAUAAAGAAAGGUAAUUGUGAUGGUGGAACAAAAUAACAAUUGACAUUUUUUGUGCAGUGUAUAAGGAAAGGAGUGAGGAUUUCGAAUUUUUUGUAACUAUAGUAACUAAUGAUAACAUGACCCUGGUUAAAAGGUAAACUGAGUAAUGCUUAUUUCUGUCGCCUUGGUGACUAUAUAAUAAUUUUCUUUCUUAAUUUGCGUCUUAAUUCUUAACACUACUUAAUACAUGCUAGUAAACUGAUUUACCUCUUCUCUUAAUGUGUUUGUAUAUUACCUACUGCUGUAGAAUUUCUUGAUAUUUUAUUUAAAGCAAUGUUGAACAUGGUAUUUAUUAUUUAUUUAUAUUAAAUAAGUUAGCAUUUUGUAAUUGCUGGAGUUCACCAUCUUCAAUAUUUGAAGGAGUUCAAGUAAGUUAUGUUACAUCAUGGCAACAUAACAGAUGAAAUAAUAUUUGACGAGUUUUUCCACUUAUUUAUUAGGAUAAAUAUAUCAUUAGUUUAAAAAAGUCUUGUUUUGUGUUUAUUUUGCUUUUUGGAUAAUGUAAGUGUUGAAUUUAAAACGAAUCAGAAAAAUUCAACUAUUAAAUAAUUCCAGUAAAGUAAAAGAAAUGUUUUAUUUUG
Molecule: messenger RNA, 1501 nt
Organism: Hydractinia symbiolongicarpus
Lineage: Eukaryota; Metazoa; Cnidaria; Hydrozoa; Anthoathecata; Hydractiniidae
Exons: 3
Coding region: 372-797 (141 amino acids)
Cellular component (GO): extracellular region
Molecular function (GO): hormone activity
Source: RefSeq, a predicted model, not a curated record